This is a messenger RNA of Melitaea cinxia (Glanville fritillary), 1962 nucleotides long. RefSeq names its product metaxin-1. Lineage: Eukaryota; Metazoa; Arthropoda; Insecta; Lepidoptera; Nymphalidae. Bases 95 to 1042 code for a protein of 315 amino acids. The transcript has 6 exons. Gene Ontology annotation, cellular component: SAM complex. The record is from RefSeq and is a predicted model, not a curated record. Gene Ontology annotation, biological process: mitochondrion organization.
GUUCAAGUUGUGCAAUGUUUAAAAAAUUGUAAUUUCGAUGACAGCAAUUCCUUGAUUAAUUUGUUUAUUUGUAGAUAAUAAAUAAAAGAAAAUAAUGGCUACUAUAGAGUUAGACAUAUGGCGAGGGGAAUGGGGACUCGCUUCUAUCGAUUUAGAAUGUUUAAAAGUCUUGACUUACAUGAAAUUUAUUGGCGUACCGGUUAGGGUUCGGGAAGUGAGCAAUCCUUUUUUUACACCUAAAGGAACCUUACCUGUUAUGAGAGAUGGCAGAACCGUCCUGACAAACUUCGAAGAGGUUGUAGACUAUUUAAAAUCCUUGCAUUACAGUACAGAUGUACAUUUAAAUCAAAAGCAAGCAGCAGAGGCCAGUGCCUUCACACAGUACCUACGGGAUAAACUUUACCCAGCCUAUCAGUUCGCGUGGUGGGUGGACGAGAAGAACUAUGGAGAUGUUACUAGGCCUACAUAUGCAAAAGCCUUACAAAUUCCAUUUAACUUUUACUACCCGUCUAAAUAUCAAGCAAUGGCAAAAGAAAUGAUAGAUGCAUUGUAUGGUGAAUAUUCAGACUUGAAGGAAGUCGAAAAGACUAUUUAUAAUGAAGCAGAGAAGUGCCUGAAGACUCUUUCAGAUAGAUUGGGAGAGAGUGAAUAUUUCUUUGGAAACAGACCGUCGUCAUUUGAUGCAACAGUAUUUGCGUACCUCGCUCCACUAGUAAAGACACCAUUUCCAAAUGCAACUCUAUCAAGUCAUGUCAAAGGAAUAGCUAAUUUAAGUAGGUUUGUUGCUAGAAUCAGCCAAAAGAAUUUCAGAAAUGUUACUGAUGAGUACAAUAAACAGAACAAAAAACAGUCACAGGGCACACAGUCGGAGCGUGAAGCACAAUUUCCAAACGCGACGCGCAACAAGUUCUUGGCAGCUAUUUUUGCAGCACUUGCUAUGACCGGCUAUGCCAUGGCCACAGGCAUGUUCCAGGACAUGAAAGAUUUCCAGCAUUCGCAAGAUUACAGCGAGAUUUUUGAGAAUGAAGAAGAUGACAACUGACUGUGAGCCUGCUAUGUUGAUCCCACUGAGGCACUUGGUAUUGUAGCGUUGACGUUACAUCUUCUUACACACAAAAUGUGCAUUUUAAAAUAUAAUAAAUUAUUGCAUUUAAAAAUAGCAAAAAACUGUUUUUUAUAUAGAUAUGUAUAUUUAUAAAUUUACUUCGUAAAAUAAUAGGUUUCUAUAUAACUAUUGCCAAUUUAUAUGUUUAUGUGUGAAAAGAAAGUAUGUUGUGAAUAAACACCAAAUAUUGAACAAGUCUUACAAAAGUCUUUAAGUUAAUUAAGUUGCGUUAUUAUCUGUUAUCUUUGCUUAACAUAAGCCCUUUAAAAUAUCUGAAUUUCCGCAGAAAUUAAUAUUUAAAUAUGUAUUUUAUACAUUCAAGAAGCGAUUUUGAGAUCAUGUGAAAUUUGUUGUAAGUGUAAGAAAUUAAAACAAAGAUAUAUUACAUUUUACAAAUGAAAAAAAAUUGUAAAAUUAUGCAACUGAAUAUGUUCCUGUUAUCUGUAGACUAAAGUUACAUACGUUGUAUAGUUAACACUUUAUUUUUUUAAUAUUCAAAUGUGAGAUAGUGUAAAGUUGGCUUUCUCAAUUGCUCAAGUGUAAAGUUUUUAACUUUUAAUUUAUGGUGGUUGACACAGUUUUAAAGUAGACUGGUUAUGAUGUGUUUUCUUAAAAUAUUUUAUUUAAUGGUGUGAAGUUGCAAGGCUUGAGAAAAAUGAGAAGGCUAGAUAGUCUUUAAUUUUUUUUAAUUUUAUAUACACUAUGGCUUGUAGGAUAUUAGAAAGAGUUUGUGGCCAAAUGUGUAGCACUUUACUUACCUAGUUUUCAUGUUAAUGUUUUGGUCGAGAAAACUUCAUUACAACGAAAGAGUGGAAUAUGUUUAUUUUUGAAGCAUGAAUAAAUAUUGCUCGUUAGUG